UAAGCAGGUUAUUUAUCUCCUACGUCUCAAUUACCCCCUUCUGCAGAGUAACCGAAAGAAGCCGUGAAAUAACCCCAUGGCACCCAGCAAGCGCUCGGUGGAUGCUCGCAAGACUCAUUCUCCCUAGACAUAACCUCCCGCAGCGCUGCACGCCGCAGCGGGCAGGGGGAGCGGAUGCCCACCGCACGCCGGCCUAAGCCCCCCACCCGCAUCGCCCGGUCGCGGGCGGCCAGUGCCGACAGCAGCGGUGCAUUGUGGGGCUUGUAGUGCAGGGCUGGCUGGGUGGGUGGGCGCGGCAGUGGCAGUCGCAGCGGGGCCAUCUUCCGCGGGCGGGCUCGACCUGGGACGCCCGCACCCGCGCCCUUCGCCCGGCCCGAUGGCGCCGCGGCCACUCGGCCCCUUGGUGCUGGCGCUGGGCGGCGCCGCGGCCGUCCUCGGCUCGGUGCUCUUCAUCCUUUGGAAAACCUACUUCGGGCGCGGACGGGAGAGGCGCUGGGACCCGGACGAGGCCUGGUGGGGAGCGGAGCCUGCCCGCCUCCCGCAGUGGGACGAGUGGGAGCCCGAGGACGAGGAGGAGGAGGAGGAGCCGGCGCUGGAAGAGCUGGAGCAGCGCGAGGUGUUGGUGUUGGGGCUGGAUGGCUCUGGGAAGAGCACGUUCCUGCGUGUGCUGUCCGGGAAGCCACCGCUGGAAGGCCACAUCCCCACUUGGGGUUUCAACUCUGUGCGGCUGCCCACCAAGGACUUCGAGGUGGACCUGCUAGAGAUUGGUGGCAGCCAGAACCUGCGCUUCUACUGGAAGGAGUUUGUGAAUGAGGUAGACGUGCUGGUGUUUGUGGUAGACUCGGCUGACCGGCUUCGAUUGCCCUGGGCCCGGCAGGAGCUUCACAAGCUGCUGGACAAAGAUCCUGACCUUCCUGUCGUCAUAGUGGCCAACAAGCAGGACCUCAAUGAGGCCAUGAGCAUGGUGGAGCUGCAGCAGGAGCUGGACCUGCAGGCCAUUGACAGCCAGCGGGAGGUUUUCCUCUUGGCAGCCAGCAUUGCCCCUGCAGGACCUGGCUUUGAAGAACCCGGCACUGUGCACAUCUGGAAGCUACUCUUGGAGCUUCUCUCCUAGGCUGGAGCCAGCUGCUCACCACCCAGCCUUGGGGACCACAGUUCUGCUGCCUGCUACUUCAUCAUCAGCCUGGGCCUAGGGCAGGGGCCAUGUGGCAACACUUCCCAUCUCCCCUUCUUGCCCUUUCAAGGGCAAGGCUAAGAACCAUGUAGAAGCCUUCCUGGUGUGGUGGCCAUGAGGCUGGAGCAGGGGGGUUGGUGAGGCAGAGCAUGGGAGAAGGUGGUGUCUGGCUUAUUCUAGGUCAGAGUGUGGAUCCAGCAUUCCCUGCUCUUAACCUGCACACUCAGAUGCUCAGUGGGCCCAUUCCUCCCCUUCCUGCAGGUCUCAGUGAUAAAGAGCUAGUAUAGGUGUCACAAGUGCUCCUGGAGUCCCCAGCUCUUCCAGUGUAUACUGUGCCUUCCUGGUAACUUCAUUCACUUAUGGUACAGACAGGUUCCAGGUGGUUAACAGUGAGUUCUUGCUUCCAGGCCUGCAUUGUCCUCCAACCCCUGCUCUGCCUAACUGGCUCUGCCUCUUUGACCCCAUUGGCCAUCAUUUUUCAAGGGACAUUUCCGUGUUUUUUCUAACUGCCAGCCAUGGGGGUAUGAAGUACUAGGAUAAACCCUAGCAGGGAGCUUGAUGAACACCUGCUUUUAAGGCCUGACCUCUUGUGACCAAACAGAAGGGGUGAAAGAUGAGUUUUCCUUCUGGCUUAGAGACAGGUCCUAUUCUUGUAGUAACUGUGCCAGUGCCCAUGUUUACAUAAGUCUGGGCAAGGACAGAGCCCAAAUUCACAUCCCUGGAAUAAGGUGAUUGUCUACAGCUGGGGGCCAGCCUCAGAACUCUAUUUUAUUUAUUUAUUUAUGUAUUUAUCAAAGAAACAGGCCAAAGUUCUAGGUUCUGUUUCUAGGUGCUGUAAUCAAAACUCUAGGAGACUGUCGUAGAAAAUUUGAAACUGAGUAAAAGAGCUAGAAUCAUGAAUGACAUUGAAGGGCUGGUGGAGUGGUUCAAAUGAUAGAGCACCUGCCUAGCAAGCAUGAGACCCUGAGUUCAAACCCUAGUGCCACCAAAAGAAAAAAAAAAAAAGAACAAAUGACAUCGAGAUAAGCUUACAGGGAUCAAUGGAGACAGAGCUGUAGCUCCCCUCCCACCAGCCUUUGAGACUGUAAUUGACACUAUAUUUCACACUGAUUCACAUGAACUCCACCAUGUGGCCUAGUAUAUUAGAGGAACACAAAGACUUCUGGGUAGAUAACAAAUGACUCUGAGAGAGAAAUCUCUUAUGUGAAUCCAAUAGACAGAAAUAGCAGCCCAACCAACAGGGUGACCUUGGGCACAUCACUCAGCCUUCAGGGACCAUUUAUUCCACAGAAAAUGCAAAGUUGGACAGAAUUCUGGGGUUCUCUCCAGGACACAUCCAUGAUUCUUCUGGGUGCAGUGAUCAACCAGCUUAAAGACUGUCUGUGUUGGUGCAGGCAAAAGAAGGAACCUUUUGUCUGUCAGGAGCCACAUUUGGACUAGUUUUUUCUUUAAGGCGCUGUCCCACUCAAGUUUGUUUUCUAAAGUGAGAAUAGAUUGUGUGACUUUGUUUCAUUUGACAUUUACCCAGCAUGCUUCAAUACCAUACUACAGCCAGGCAAGAAGAGGCACCCCAAGAGGCAGUGGGUAAGAAGCUUCAAAAACCCGAAUAAAUGAGCAAAAUCAUUGGAAGAGUGGCCCACCAAGCCACUGGGCUUUGGGCACAUCAGAAUGGAAUGGCUGUUCUUUGAGAUGCUAAUUUCUUUUCUGCAGUAAGAAGUGGUUUUUCUGCUUUUAUAUUAAAUGUUUAAGGAAUGACAUGGGUUUUUAGAAUAACCUUUAAAACUCUGCUGCCAACUUUUCAUCUUGUCACUGGAAGGGUGAGAAACUUUGUGUCUCUCUUCUGUGAACUGUUCUCCAGCACUUGAAGGUUUCUGUGGAACCAGCACUGAUUGUUAGAGGGACCCUUUUUUCCUAACUAAGAUCUGCAUUUGCCAGGCACUAGUAGCUCACGCCUAUAAUCCCAGCUACUCAGGAGGAUCAUGGUUUGAAGUCAGCCUGGGCUAAUAGUUUGCAAGACCCUAUCUUGAAAAAACCCAUUACAAGA
Messenger RNA from Castor canadensis (American beaver), 3218 nucleotides. It is a transcript of the gene Arl10, whose product is annotated as ARF like GTPase 10. Gene Ontology annotation, molecular function: GTP binding; GTPase activity. The record is from RefSeq and is a predicted model, not a curated record. Lineage: Eukaryota; Metazoa; Chordata; Mammalia; Rodentia; Castoridae.